This is a messenger RNA of Tympanuchus pallidicinctus (lesser prairie-chicken), 6717 nucleotides long. Its product is annotated as carbohydrate sulfotransferase 9-like. The transcript is spliced from 5 exons. Gene Ontology annotation, biological process: carbohydrate biosynthetic process; proteoglycan biosynthetic process. Gene Ontology annotation, molecular function: sulfotransferase activity. Lineage: Eukaryota; Metazoa; Chordata; Aves; Galliformes; Phasianidae. Gene Ontology annotation, cellular component: membrane. The record is from RefSeq and is a predicted model, not a curated record. The coding region runs from base 1255 to 2205 and encodes 316 amino acids.
UAAACAAACUGGGACGUUUCUGAGCUUUUGAAAUCAUGCCAUGAUGAAGUGCAUCUACAGAGGGGUUUUAAUUGUCUGUUUUUUAUUCUGUUACCUCUCUCGAGAACAGAGAAGUUGAACACACAGCUAAAAUUUGAUGCUGCAGGGAUUCUGGUGUCUGAAGAGAGAAUGGCUUUUGUUCAUUUUCUGGCUUUGCUAAGGAUAAAACACAUCUUGACUCUUCUUAUUUCAAUACAAUUUACAGUUGCAUAGGAUUUUGUCAAACUUCAAGUGUUCAAGCAGAAUUUUUCUGUGCUGGAUAUCUGCCUGUGGGUAUUAUUUUUUUUAAAAGCCUUUCAGCAAAAAUAGCUGAUAGCCUUUUUAUACUGAUCUUUUUUGUCACAUCAAGUGGUUCUGGUAACCUUUCCUCUGAAAAUUUCAGGUAUUCUGCAGAUGUUGCAGAAAGCAUUUAAAAAUGAGGUGAUGUAUAUUCUCAGAGAAACCUUAGCUGGGUUGAGGUGGCACAGGGAAGUAAGCUGAGAAGUAAGCCACCCCAUUUAAAUAGCAAGGCAAGCAUGAGCAAGAUGUUUUUGGGAAGUGCUGAGGAUAACUGGCAAAAUAGAUUCAAAGAAUGAAAUCAGUGGAAAGAAACUGCCUUGAAAGGCAGUGAGAAAAUUGGUGUGGGAGGGAAUGGAAAAGAAAAUUUGUCAUUUUUUGUUUGGGAGAUACUAAAUUUGCUAGAAAAGGUAAAGAACAGCAUGGGAUGUGCUUACAGACCUCAGAAGUGAGAAGCAGUGAGGCUGUGUAGGAGGUUUGGAAGAGGAAGGAGAGACAGAUCUGAAGAGCUGGGCUCAGAAGUGUUGUGGGUGGGGAGACUGUAAGAUUGACUGAGGAAAUUAAGGGAGUAGUUUGGCAGUUAGAGCAGGCAAAGACCUUGUUCAUGCAUGGGGAAAGCUGAACAUCAGCAUCAGGAUGAGACCUGAUGGGCAUCUGGGAAGCUGGAAGCCAGGAUUCGCAAACUGACAGGGAAUUAUAUGAGAAGCCUUUUGGAGAUGAGCAGACAAUUCUGAUGGUCUUGGGUCUCAUCCUUUUCAACCCCAGGCUUGAUCAGAAGAUAACCUGCUGCACUAUUGGUUAUUCUAUCAGGAGAUUUUCCCUGCCUUCCAGUGACUGGCCCUACUGAUACCUUUCUUCACCUGUGGCUUCGAAUCUGUCACGAACACACGCAGAUUUCCAGUUUAGAAGUAUCUUCAUCUUCCUUCCUGUGAAAAUACUAUGAAUCUGAAGGCAUUAAUUUUCCUUCUCCCAAAUUUCAUUUUUGGGAUAUUUCUUUUUGGGUUUUUCUGUAGAAGACAAAAAAAUCUAAUGGUUGCAGAUUCUUUUCCUGGUCUCACUGAAGAUUGGCUAACAAUUCAAACUGAUCGCAGAAACACACUGGCUUCCCUCUGCCAGAAGAACAACCUCAUUAAAUUAAAAAGUGCAUUGGAUUCUCUUGUUGCAAGCCAGAUUUUUGUGGAGCACAAACAUAAAUUUACCUACUGUGAGGUGCCCAAAGUAGGCUGCUCUAACUGGAAGAGAACUAUUUUCAUUCUCCAAGAAGGCUUGAAUGUGGAAGCUUCUGAAAUUGAGCAUGACCAUAUUCACCAAACCUCACUGAUCAAAAGGCUGAGUGCUUACCCUCCUGCCGUGCAAGAGGAAUUUCUAAACAAUUACACCAAGGUGAUGUUCACCAGGCAUCCAUUGGAACGGCUGGUGUCGGCUUACAGAGACAAGCUUCUGCACUCUGAGCCAUACUAUAGUACCAUUGUUGCUGAUCAGAUUAAGGCAAUGUUCAGGAAAAACAAAAAUUCCUCUGCAAAAGUGAGUUUCCAGGAGUUUGUCAGUUUCAUUACAGUGAAACCACCAAAUACUCUUGACAUUCACUGGAAACCAAUGUUUCUACUCUGUGAUCCUUGCAACAUUCACUAUGAUAUUCUGGGCAAAUACGAAACUCUUGGGUUAGAUUCUGUGCAAGUUCUGAAGGCAAUUGGUGCACCAGAGAGCCUGCAGUACCCCAGCUUGAAGAGAUAUGGCUCAGAGAAACGAACUAAUAGUGAUAUCACCUUGGAGUACCUCAGACAAUUGAGCUCAGAACAAAUUGAGAAGAUACAAAAAUUAUAUCAAAUGGAUUUUCUCUUGUUCAACUAUACUUUGAAAUAUGAGAACUGUGACAUUAAUGCAGCUUAAACAGUGAAAAUUUUCAUUCAUACAAGAUGAGCUUGAACUUGUCCUCAAAGGUGCUUGAUUGAUAGGUAUAUUACAGAAGAUGCAAUUUUAGUGGUGUUUAGAGACAUGGUUUUAUUCGUUGUAAGCACUCAUAACAAAUCUGUGCUUUGAUCUGUAGUACAGUGUUUAGCUAUAUGAUUUUUUUUUCUUUCUGAUAAUCAUAUAGAUAUGUUUGCUUCAAAAAGGCUGCUUGUAAAAGAUUUUUUUAGUCGGAUGGUAGAAGAAGAGAGAAGGGUGAAGAAUGCUGUUCUUCACAAUUAGUAUUUUACAGAAUUUUUUUAUUAAAACGAUAUUUUUUUAAGAAAAAGACAUAAAGCAAUAGAUAAUAUACUUCAGUGUUAAACCAUUCUGUCUAUAAAAGCCUCAAACAUGAAUCCUGUAGGAAAGAAGCAAAUAACUUCAGAUACUUGGACCUGUGUUAGAGAACUUAAUACCUGAUUAUAUUCCUCUCUGGCAGUGCUCUUCCUGCAACAUACCAGCCUCUUCCAUCGAGCAGCAUCUUCAGCUGCAGUCCAGCAGGUCUCCACUUAUGUGUCUUCAGAUUCUUUUUACCACCUUUGUGGAUAUGAUGAUCUGAUCUAAGAGGAAAAUCUAAAAAAUGUCUUCCUUAGAGAUGAAAUUAGGGGUACUUUCUAGACUGUACAAUGGAGGUGGUGCAGGAUCUGAAGUUAUGGUGGGAAUGUGGCUCUGACCUAUUCUCCAAAAGUACUUAGUUCCAACUAAUCAGCCAGUCAACAAAGGGGUGACACUGUUCAGGCUUUUCACAUCUGUAGCUGCUGGAGAUCAUGAGCCUUGGAGACUUACCUGAGUAUGAUACUUAGGUGAAGGUGAUAUAUAACAGGCUCUACCUGUUGCUUUCUCACCUCACAGAAAGAUGAAUGCAAAUUAACUGCAGAGUUAUGGUGAGGGAAACAAUUAAGAGUGUGUGAGAAGCCAUUUAAAACAUAAUCCAUCUCUUCCAGUCUUAAGUGGCUUUUGUUUUUAGAUCAGGGAGAUCUGUUAAGUACUUUUGCCCUAUUUUUUGGAAACCUAGUCCCACUGAAAAUGAUUUGCUAUCAUGUCAAUUGUAACUAUUUUCAGAAAUUUUCCAUUAAUUUCACUUUAGGCAAUGCUGAUUUCUGGAGCAAACUUUAACUGCAUUUAACAGUGAGAUUUAAGAGAUUUUAUUUCCUACCAUCUGUAUCUGCAAAUAAACAAAGACUGGCCAGGCUAGUCCUUGAUCCAGUGAUGGUUCACAGCUUAUUACACAGAAAAGAACAAGAUAAUUUAAUUGCACUGGAGCUUACUAGCUGUGUAGCCAUUCCUGACAGCAGAAUGGCCUAGAAUAGUUAAAAGGAGAUUGGAAAAAGUGGACGAUCUGAGAACUCCUGAGAAUUAUUGGGAGGGCUCCUUGUGUAGUCAGUGGGAUUUAGGGCUGGUCUACUCCAAAGAGAAGUUCAAGUGAUAUAUUGGUCAUCAGCUGGAGACAGACCAUGGAAAGAGGUAGAGGCAGAAGAGGGUGUGUGCAGCCCUUCGCAAUGGCUGAUUGUACAUAAAGCCAGGAUUGCUGUUCAGUAUGUCUUGCAGUUCUUGAAUGGAUAACUAUUUCAUAAAUUGGACAGCUUUGGCAAAGAAAGGAUCCAAAGCAAGAAGCCUAAGCAAGCUCAGCAGAACAACUUUAAAAAAUUAAAAUCUUGUAUUUCUCUUCCCAAUGAUUCAUGGCUCUGAAUCAUCAUAUUUGGUAUCCCUACAGUCCUAUUAUCCCCCAACAUUCAUGUCUCUCUGGACAGCCUGUACUUUAUAAAGUUUUUAAAUUAUUUUAUUUGUGCUGAGGCAGAGGAAGCUGAAAAAGAAUUCCCAUUGAAGUUCAGUCUGCACAAAAGGAUGUGGCCUUUGUCUUUCCUGAAUCAGAUUUAGUGCCAUCUCCAGCUAUAUACUACUCCUAUCUUUUGUCAGAUCAUGAAGAGAAAAAAGAGGGAAAAUAAGAUUUGCUUGAUAACUUUCUUCUGCAUGAUAACUCCUUCCAGAGCUGUAAGCUUCGGCACAGGUACUUGAAUUUUUUGCCACCACCAGCCAGCCUAGGAAAUGUUUGAAGAAAUGAUACUGAUGAAGGUAUCUGCUUGUCAGUACUUUUGUGUUAACACUCCUCACCAAUUUCGUGCUGUUAUGCAUGGGUGGCUUUCUAUUCUUACUUCUUCUUUCUCAGGGGAUCACAUAUAUAUUCUUCCUACAGUGGUGACAGAAAAUGGAUGGGUAAUUCAUUUGUCACCAAAUGCUAGUCAGUAACUGGGGGCUACUGAUGCAGAAAAACCUCUGUAGCUAUUCAUGACAGACUUUCAGACUUCUAGCAUUUAUCUAUAUGCAAACUGUAUGCAGUAAAUUUCCAGGAACUACUUGCUGCUGUAAUUAUGUCUAGCUGAUGUGGAUCUCAACAACAAUCAUGGAGGAUGUAAGUGUGCACAUACAACUUCAGAUAUUCUGGAAGGAAGCAGUGUACAAGAACAGUUGUGUAUCAGCACUAACAGAAGGAGGAUGAUAGUUGAACUGCUGGAAAAUAGAGGGAAAAAAAAAAAAAAAGGCCAUUACCUUGUAAAGGCUGCUGUAACAUUCUCCUGCAGGUCUCUGUUCCUGCUCAAUCCAGCUCACUACAUUUCUACCUCUCAGCUUGCAAAUAAUCCACAUUUUCUCCCUUCCAAGAGCUGCUGUUCGGUGAGGCAGGAGCACACGAGCUCUGCAGUAUUUCAGAGUUGUUGGUGACUUGUUUUGUGCUGUCAGUGGAGACCGUGCCACUUGGUUUAUUCUCCAGGUGACUCGUAGGGCUCAUUUUAAAAAUAGCCUUUUAAGUUCUCCAAUUAAAAGACUUACCAUUAUUUCAUCCUUGGUACUGCAAUAUAAUAAAACUUGAUGGAGGCUCUCGACCUAAUCCUAAUUAGUCUGAAAGAACUUCAAGACACCUGUACACUUAAUGGUGAAAAGGAGAAGACAAUUACCUCUUGAUGACCUGGUAGAGAAAUUUCUUGCACUCUCCUGUCUACAAGUGUACUAUCCAGAAUAGAGGCUCCUGGCUGAACUGGCUCCCACCUAUGCUUGCAGGAGAAGAAUGUCUGGGGAACUUCAUUCAUUUCAGCUCUAACUCUGGGUAUUGGUUUCCUGGGAGGAAGUUGGGUACUUUCAGAUGGGUCAGGGAUGAAGGCAGCAUGGAGGGGAAAGAGGCUCAGGUCUCAGAGUAGAUUAGAAGGGGUAGAGGAUUGCUAUAAUUGAUCUUCUGAUUUAUCAUUAUAUUUGUCUGUGAUAUAACUGUUGCUAUGCUUUAUACCUAAUUACUGUAAUAAAUGGUAGUGAGUUAAUACAUUAAUCCAUUUGUUCAUCCUUCUCAAUAACAUCUGUUUUUAAAGAAAAACCACAACGCUUAGGACUGUUCCAUCAAAUCAACGUAGCCACAAGCUAUUGGACAACAAUUAAAAGCCAUUUGAGUUCUUCAGUACUUUAAUAUAAAGCUGUCUCACAGGAUUUUGGGAAGAGUUGGAAGAAUGAGGAAGUAUUAAUGGACAUUCAAGUUUGGAUAAAAUACGAAGCUAAGGUGGGAAAAUAAGAGAAGCAAAAAUCUUGCAAAAUCAAAUGCUGCUUUCCCUCAAGUCUUUGUGAAGGUAUAAGAGAUCCCGUGGUUGACUGAUGUCCAUCUACAACAGAGACCAUGUCAUCAGUUAUUUCCUUAAACAGACAUUUCCUUCAAUUAAAAAAAAAAAAAGUAUCAGUGAUUCUGUCCAUGAAUAGUCUUAAUUUUACGUGCAAUUUUGAACGCAUCUUAAAAUAACAGGCAACUGAUGAGUAGUGGUUUCUUGUUCAGAGAACUUCCCAAUGCAGUGCUGCUGCCAACAGAAUAAAAGAUUACUACAGGUGAACAGUAUGAGCAAUGAAACUUCAAGUUCUUGCAACUACACUGAAUGUCCUCUGAUCAAGGGGAAAAAAAAAUAAAUUUUACUAGUGCAAGUCAUUGUUCAGGUGACACAGCUCAUAGCUGGGAGAUGACUGCUUCCAACUUCAGAAUGCUAAUAUGUCAAAAGACAUAGUCUCUACAGUCUCCAGUUUUCCUGUCUUGUCUCUAUCAUAACACUUCUUAUCUCCUUCCCAGAAUGAUAUGCCAGAUCAUGCUGUAUGAUUAAAAAAAAAAGUUGAUGUCAUACAGCUUACAUAAAUUAAUGUAAGGCAAACCAAAUCAAAAUAGAUGGCUAAUUUAUGUGAUAGAAGUGCCUGAAAUUGAAGGAGGCCCUCUUGGAAGUUUCGGGUGUUGAAUAUACACAGGUGUACAGUUACAGUGCAGCUGCUAAUAAGAAUUGUUUUUACAGAAAAAGCACAAGUGAUCAUAAAUCUCAGUCGGUAUACUGAUUGAAAUUAAAGUGAAUCAGCAGAUUCAAAAUGAGCAAUGCAUCACUGGAUCAGGUUAGUGAAAAGAAACCAGUUUAUCACAAUUUCAGCACUAUCUGUUAUCACUUU